CUAUUAGACCCACUGCGGGUAUUUCUGCUCAGGCGAGCCCGAGAUUUCCCUUAGGCCGUUGCACAGGGCGGAGCCGGGUCAGGCAGAAGAUGGCGGCGGUGGCACGGGCAGUGGCGUUGCCACUACGGCUCCGGCUUUUAGCCGGGAGGCGGCUGCGCUUUUCAGAUAACUUCCAUCGCUGUUUCACAGUUUCAUCAGUUAUGAUGGAGAGGACCCAUGUCAACUAUGAAGUCAAAAAUGAUGUUGCGGUUGUGCGAUUUAACACACCAAAUUCCAAGGUUAACACUCUAUCCCAAAAGCUACAGUCAGAAUUUACUGAUGUGAUGAAUGAAGUCUGGGCAAAUGAUGCAGUCAGAAGCAUUGUACUUAUCUCAUCAAAACCGGGUUGUUUCAUAGCUGGUGCUGACAUCAAUAUGAUAGAGGAGUGUAAAACUGCUGAAGAGGUGGUUCGUUUAUCUCAAGAAGGACAGAAAAUUUUUUCGAAGAUUGAAGGGUCCACUAAGCCAGUUGUCGCUGCUAUCAAUGGUUCCUGUCUGGGUGGCGGUCUUGAGGUCGCAAUUGCCUGCCAGUACAGGAUAGCAACGAAGGACAGAAAGACAGUCCUGGGCACUCCAGAAGUCAUGCUUGGUUUACUGCCGGGAGCCGGUGGUACUCAGCGAUUGCCAAAGAUGAUUGGCCUUCCUAAUGCUCUUGAUAUGAUGUUGACUGGGAAAAACAUUCGAGCUGAUAAAGCCAAGAAGAUGGGUAUAGUGGACCAUUUAGUUUCUCCCCUGGGCCCUGGGUUGAAAACUCCAGAAGAGAGGACAGUGGAAUACUUGGAAGAAGUGGCAAUUAAUUGUGCCAGAGGAAUAGCAAAUAAAGAAAUUUCUCUUAAGAAGGAUCAGAAGCUGACUGACAGGGUUCAGUCUUGGGCAAUGAAGUUCCCUUUCAUUAGGGAACAGAUUUACAAAAUGGUGGAGAAAAAGGUGAUGGCACAGACCAAGGGCCUUUAUCCCGCCCCAUUGAAGAUCAUUGAGGUGGUGAAGACUGGAUCAGAGCAGGGAUCUGAUGCUGGUUACCUGAUUGAAUCACAGAAAUUUGGAGAAUUGGCAAUGACAAAUGAAUCAAGAGCUCUGAUUGGACUUUAUCAUGGUCAAGUAGAGUGUAAGAAGAACAAGUUUGGAAAGCCACAGAAAGAAUGCGAGAAUAUUGCUGUUUUAGGUGCCGGUCUAAUGGGUGCUGGUAUUGCACAAGUCACAAUUGAUAAAGGCAUUUCAACGAUCUUAAAAGAUACUACAUUAGAAGGACUUGAAAGGGGUCAACAACAGAUCUACAAAGGACUGAAUGAUAAAGUAAAGAAGAAGGCUUUAACAUCAUUUGAACGUGAUAGAAUCCAUUCAAAUCUGAUUAGUCAGUUAGACUAUGAAGGAUUUGAGAAAGCAGACAUGGUGAUUGAAGCAGUAUUUGAAGAUGUGAAAAUCAAACACCAUGUCCUGACGGAAGUCGAAGCUGUUGUAUCCCCUCAUUGCAUUUUUGCUAGCAACACAUCUGCUCUUCCAAUUUCUGAAAUUGCUGCUGUCAGUAAGAGACCAGAAAAGGUAAUUGGAAUGCACUAUUUCUCACCUGUGGAUAAGAUGCAGUUACUGGAAAUCAUCACUACUGCUAAAACCUCCAAGGACACAACUGCAGCAGCUGUAACAGUUGGCCUCAAACAAGGAAAAGUGAUUAUUGUAGUUAAGGACAGCCCUGGUUUUUAUACAACAAGAUGUCUUGCACCUACAUUGGCCGAAGCACUUAGAAUCUUACAGGAAACUGGUGAUCCAAAAAAAUUGGAUUUGGUUACAACAGCCUUUGGGUUUCCUGUAGGCACUGCCACACUGAUUGAUGAAGUUGGUGUUGAUGUAGCAGCACAUGUUGCAGAAGAUUUGGGGAAAGCCUUUGGUUCUCGAUUAGCAGGUGGAAAUGUUGAAGUACUGAAAAGAAUGGCUGAAAAGGGAUUUUUAGGCCGUAAGACAGGCAAAGGUUGUUACCUUUACCAGGCAGGCGUGAAAGCCAAAAAUUUGAAUCCUGGUGCUAAGGAAAUUCUAGAUCAUUUAAAACUGCCUGGAAACCCUGAAGUUUCAACAGAUGAAGAUAUUCAAUUGCGUUUGGUAUCAAGAUUUGUGAAUGAGGCGGUAAUGUGCCUUCAAGAAGGAAUAUUAAGUAACCCAGUUGAAGGAGACAUUGGUGCUGUUUUUGGCCUAGGGUUCCCACCACAUCUUGGAGGGCCUUUCAAGUUCAUAGAUUCCUACGGAGCAAGCACACUAGUUGACAAGCUGUUGAAAUAUGAAAAUGUUUAUGGUGCUGAGUUCACACCUUGCCAGUUGCUGCUGGACUACGCAAAGGACAAAAGCAAGAAAUUCCAUCAAUAAAAUGAAAUUUCUGCUUGACUAAACUAAACCAAUAAAAAUGUACAUUCUUUGCUGAAUGUGACACUGUAAAAAGGUUGCAUUUUGUAUACAUGAUCUAGUUUUAUCUGAACAAUUUAAUAUUAAAUGACAUGCAGUCUAAUAACUCAAUACUGGAUCUUUUAGUCCAUUUUGAUUAGUGCCUUCAAUUACAACUUGUUUGCGUAUCUCUUCUACAUAUAUAUAUAUCGCUGUUCAAUUUUGCACUUAAAUUUGUCCAGUUUCUUUGUGAAGCUUGGUAAGUUCAUAUCAGAUUUGUCUACUUAUAAGGUAGCAAUAAAGCCAUUCCAAUGCAAUCUUUAAAAUACAAUAAUAUUUUGACCCUUAAUAACUUAACUGACUAGUAUAUUUAGAAACAAUAUUCUGGGUUGGUAAUCCACUAUAAAACUCUUAAGUAGAAAGUGGGAUCCUCUUUAAUUUACCUGCACAGAAAUGGUCCAGUUUGGCAAAUGAAUUAAAUACCAUUUGAAUUUAAAAUAUGAAUGUUUGAUUUAAUGUUAUAUUUGCUACAUUAUACAGAACAUAAACUGUAAAAAUGUGUAUUUCCUAACUUGUUUAUUUUAAGGUGAAGUAGUUUUAGCAUGGUCUGACCCUUUCAAUGAGAUUUUAAGAAAACCCUCCAAACUGUAGAUAGCUUCUUAUUCUAAUUGUAACCCCAGUUUUACAAUUAAGGCUAGCACUAAGAAGAAAAGGGAAACUAGUAUUACUCAAUAUUCACAACUUGUUUGGGAGCUGUGUAUGAGGGCAUUUUGAUAUGGACAUGUUAAAUUAGGUGGUAGUUGUUGUCUAGGCUAAUACAGCAAGGCCGUUGCUUUUUAGCAGUGUGAGCCCAAAGAGUGUCCAAAUUAGUGUCAGUUCCCUCAGCUAAGAUUUGCACAGGAAUUUAAAAGAGCACUUCAAUGGUAACACUUCAAAAGAUGUCAGCCCUGAUAUUAGUCUUUUAGCAUGACACAAACAUCCUAAUGUCAAAAUUCUUUAAUUUGGUCAUAGUAAAAGUUUCCCACAGCAUCAAAAACAAAAGAAAAUUAAUGUUAUUGCUAAAUUAAAUUGGUGUAUAUUAUGAGAGCAAAAGAUGUUCUUUCCAACGUGGAAGUCAAGAUUUAGAAUUUAUUGUAUUCAGGAAAAGAUGUUUGUGCUUUUGUAACGCACACAAAAUGUUGGAAGAACUCAGCAGUUCAGGUAGCAUCUAUGGAAAAGUCGAUGUUUUGGAUCGCGCCCCCCCCCCCUUUCAGGACUGGAAAGGAAGGGGGAAGACAGCAGAAUAGAAAGGUGGGGAGAAGGAGUACAAGCUAGAAGGUGAUAGGAGAAGUGACAUGGGUGGGAAAGAUGAAGGGCUGGAGAAGAAGGAAUCUGAAAGGAGAGGAGAGUGGACCAUGGGAGAAAGGGAAGGAGGAGGGCACCAAGGGGACAUGAUAGGCAGGUGAAGAGAAAAGACAGGCCAGAGUGGAGAAUAGAAAAAGAGUGAAGGGAGAGGGAAAAAAUAAUUAACAGAAGGAGGAAUCUUUUGACAUCAAAUUAGCAUUUGCAGAUUCAAAUUCUGCGUUGUAUUAAGACAUUUACUGUAUUAGUGUUAAUAAAUCAUUCGAGAUUGGG
Mobula hypostoma (lesser devil ray) is the source of this 4019-nucleotide messenger RNA. Its product is annotated as trifunctional enzyme subunit alpha, mitochondrial-like. The record is from RefSeq and is a predicted model, not a curated record. The transcript has 20 exons. Bases 90 to 2390 code for a protein of 766 amino acids. Gene Ontology annotation, molecular function: (3S)-3-hydroxyacyl-CoA dehydrogenase (NAD+) activity; enoyl-CoA hydratase activity; NAD+ binding. Gene Ontology annotation, biological process: fatty acid beta-oxidation. Lineage: Eukaryota; Metazoa; Chordata; Chondrichthyes; Myliobatiformes; Myliobatidae. Gene Ontology annotation, cellular component: mitochondrion; mitochondrial fatty acid beta-oxidation multienzyme complex.